UUGGGUGGAAUUCAAACCCAGGGUGCUGAGCAGGCAGAGUGGUGGGGUGCUGCUUCCUUGUCUAAACUGACCAGACCUAGCAGACACCAAGCAAGACAUGCACAGACAUGAAGAAAGAAUAGUAGACUGCCUGGAUUUAAGUAACUAAGAUGAAGUGAGGGACGUAUCGCUUUGCUUUCGACUGCUGCUUCAAACUCCAAAAGCAAGGGGGUGUUCAUAUUCAAGAAGUAUUGACAAAGGGCCAGGAAGUUCACACUUGCUCGCUACGGUACAGGACAUACAAUUUCAGAAUAAAAAACCGAUUGUAGACUACAAAGAGAAGACUUAAGAUUCUCCGUCUCAGCAACAAGAGAUUCUGAGUUUGAAGAAGACUGCUUUGUUAUAGCUCUGAACAAAGGUAGUGCUUGGAGAUUCAAAUACAACAGUGUUUCUAGGCAAGCAGAGUACCAGCAGAGUGAAACUUGAACACAAUGGAGCAUCUCCCAGAGACAAAGGGCAAAGGAGUCUUGAUGUUUGUAAAGAGGCGCCAAAGGAUGGAUGAUCUUUCUGCAGAACAAGAGGAAAUGACACAAAAGGGUACAGCAGUGCAUGCAUUUAUGGAAUCUGAAGUUGAAAUGGCAAAGCCUGCUCCACAUGAAGAAAGCAAACCAGCACCACAAGAAGUCUUUGUCAGAAAACAACAUCCGUAUCGGCAACAGAUGUUGCCACAAUCAGCAAAUGGUAUGAAUGGUCUGGAUCCAUUCCACGGUUCAGGUGUUCCCAGACCCAUUGUACCCAACAGAACUGCUAAGCCGUUCCUAGGUGGUCACGAUCAAGGCUCAGAAACCUUUUUGCCUGCCAGAGGUGUCUCUCAUCCAGCACCUAAGAAACCUGAAAGCAUAUUUAAGGUUCCUGUUCCAGUAAACACAACUCCACAGGUCUGGUCCCCCACAUCAGACAUCAUUGCUUCACGUGAUGAACGUAUCGCUAUACCUGCAAUUAAGACAGGGAUCUUGCCUGAAGCUAAAAGGAGAGGAGGAAUCAAGACAGACUUGAAAGAGAUGACCCCUUUUCAAAAGAAAGGUGAUCAGAGGUCCAUCAUAGAGUUUGGUCCGGAAGAGGACUUUCUCAGUCUGGGUGCUGAAGCAUGCAAUUUCAUGCAAGUUCCAACAAUCAAACAGAAAAACCCGCCACCUGUCCUACCCAAACCUGUCAUCAACCCAGCUCACCCUCCCUGGUCUGCAGAAGGUUGUGAGUUUCGUAAUUCCCUUCCAACGGCAAGUUCAGCGCCUGUUAUUGUGCACACCAAAGUGCAGGCAGCAUCCCCAAAAACUCCAUCCCAGCCACAGCCUUCUGGAAAAGCCUGGGCCUCAUUGUCAUCUCAGCCACUACCACAGCAAGCAUUGCCUGUUUGGGCUCCAACCCACCCACCAGAUCUACAUCAGUCAGACUGGACUCCAAAACCACAUCCAACACAAGUGAGUACUGGUACAGCAGACUCACUCAAUGCCGGUCCUACCCAAACUAAAACAUCAUGGACUAAGUCGCAAAAUGACGGCAAAUCUGUUGCUUCCUGUCCAUCCCAGAACAGGAGCUCAUUCUUUCAUGGAUCUAAGGCUUCCCCAGCUUCUGCUAAAGCACAUGCAUCAGAUGCAGGUGCUUCGGAGGGGCUGAACCUUAAAGGCAAAGGAGCUGAACUGUUUGCCCGUAGACAGACCCGUAUGGAAAAAUUUGUGGUGGAUGACGAGGCCGUGAGAGCGAACCAGGCCAGAUACCCAUCACCAUCACUUUCAAUGCCAAGCACCUGGAAAUUCUCUCCCAAUGUCCGUGCCCCACCUCCAGUGUCAUACAAUCCUAUUGUGUCCCCCUUUUAUCCCCUUGCAGCUGUUAAACAGCCUGCGUCUUCAACCAGCCCAGAAAUGAAGCCUAAAGCAACCAAGGAGAAACCCAAACAACCCCCCAAACAUCUCAAAGUCCUCGAUGUCAUGAAACAUCAGCCUUAUCAGCUGGAUUCUUCUCUUUUCACCUACAACGCCAACCUAGAGGCUAAAGAAGCAAGCCUUAUGUUGUGUCCUUCUUCCACCCACUCCCCUACCAAAUCGCAGGCCCAGCCCCCCUCUUUUGAGCAGUCUACAAUGGUCUCUCCCUCCCAAAAUAUUUUCUCCAAAAGUUCUCAGCCAGUUAAACAAAAUCCUUCUAAAGCCACUGGACAGGGAUUCAACAGGACCCGUUCUUCAUCUCUUCCCCAGAGACUGUCCUCUGUCUCUUCCUUUCCCCCAGACGUCCAUCCCAUGCAUGAAUCACUGAACCGGCAGUAUCCGUGGGUGGAACAUCCCAAAAGAUCACUCUCUUCCGGGGAAGCAGCCGCUCAAAGCCCCUUUAGUCUUGAUGAUGGAAAGCUUUCUACCAAUCAUAGAAAAUCACUACCAGAAACACCAGCAGCAUGGAAACACAGAGUGCCCUACGAGUUUCUUGGUGGUUCACAAGAGAUGGCGCCCGUAACAGACGUUAUAUCCCCCACCAACACUUUUUCUGCAAAAAGGGCAAACGUAUAUGGGCCACCUUUCCGUCCUGCGCAGCCUCUAGGGAGCAGCAACAGGUACAAUAGGGGUAGUUGUCUGCCCAGGAAUCCACACUCACAUAGAGUCAGUUGGAAUUUGUGAGGAGUUGUGAAAUGAUGUGCUAUAAUUGAAUUAUGCCGUGUAUAUACAUAGGAUUAAAUCAGGUAAUCUGGGCCAUGAGGUCAAAUAGGCCAGAUAAGAUUGGAGUGUCAGAGUCCUUUAUUUCAGAAUGUCCAAGCUUCUCAUUUGCAUACAACGGAAGUAGACAUUGAUACGUUUCCCAAGGCACUAAGUAGAACGUUACUCGCACUUAAGUUGUACUUAAACUCUACAGCUCAUUUCCCAAAAGCAUCACGUAAAGUCUCGAGUCUCGGACCACUUAAAGUUCCAUUAUAUGCAUCUUUCAAGAAAUCAGCCUAAAUAAUUUAUUAACAAAUUUGUUAACAAUUGAGAUGAAAGUGAAAGUGCCAAAUGAGCAUUUCCCCCUCUUUUCCUCCUCCUCCUCCUCUUCUUUCUUCCUCCAGUGGGUGAUGCACAUCUGCUUCGGGAGUCUAGUCUGUAUAUAUGGCGGUCACAAAUUGGAUGUUGCAUAAUCACAGUAAGGCUACAAGUUCACAGGGCUUAGACCGAGGGCUGUUUGGUAAUCUGGCAUACCGGGCAUUUUCCCGGUGGGCAGACACACUUUGGGGCCAACCAGGGGCGGACUAGCCAUCGGGAGAACCGGGCAGAAUGGGCCGCGAUAAACUGAAAUGAGCUGCCGCGUUAUGCAGAACGGGCCACAAAUCGGUGCCAUAGAGGGGGCAGCGAUAUGCCCCCCACACAGACAACUUUUGGCCCAGUUUCUAUGUAAAAUAUGGCCCGAUUUCUCUUCAACGGUCCACCUCUGCUUAGACCUGUAGAUAGGUGUGGAGUAGUUAAAAACUGAUGCCAGUCAUUUUAAUCAUAUUCUGUGUGCAUCUGUUAAAGUUUCCAGCCAAAGGAACGAAACUUUCGGCUACGUGAGAGUCCUUGAUAAUGGUUCCCAUCGCAUGCAAUCACAUUAUACGCAUGCAUUUAUUUAUGUCACUUUCAUUAAUCACUUUGAAGUUGAGCAUCAAUACUGAAACCCUGUCUUACUAAAGCCAUCAUUAUUAUUUGUUUUUAUAAGCGUUCAGCACCUUUCAUGCAAUUUCCAUGUUUGCCAGUAUUAUCACAUUAUUUUUAUGUUUGGAGGACUAACUUUCCCACCUGGGCAUAAUGCAUAACCGUUACGUAACUUAAAAAUAGGCCUAAACUGACGAUGACCAAACUUGCGUCGUGAGAACGUAACUGGUUAUGUUGGAACAACCGGAAAAAAUGACAUUCCGCGCAGAAAUAUAAUUAUCGUUAUAUGCAUGUUUUUCAUACAACAACAGAACUUGAGUGACGCUUCUCAUCACAGUAUUAUUAGACACAGUCAGAAAUAUGACUUGAGAAUUUGAGACUUACAGAACUUACAGAGAUAGCAGAAACAGCGCUCGUCAAAGCAUGGCUCGUCAUGUAAAGGAUAAUCUGGGGCAGGGCUGGACUAUACCGGGGGGGCCGACGCACUUUGGGGCCAAUCGGGGCGGACUGGCCAUCGGGAGAACCGAGCGGGCUGGUGGGUCGUCCGCGUAACGGGCCGAAAGGACCACGAUAAGAUAAAAUGAGGCGCCGCGUUAUGCAGAACGGACCACAAAACGGCGCUGCAAUAUGCAGAACAGGACAGCAAGUAUUGAGGUACAGUAUAGUGAUUUACAUAUAUUUAUAUAUAUUUUAUUUUUGAGGUGUUGUGUUUAUAGCCUGUGUUAUAAUAUGUCAUUUUAUUUAUACAUGUUUUCCCCCACAUUGCUGUAGCUACCUGAUGUUCACCGAUGUUUCAUUUUUAUUCAUAUUUGCACAUAUUCUGGACAACUUUUUGUUUUCGUUGAUUUUAUUGCACUAAAUAAACAUUUACACAUGGUUAUUUUAAACAGCAUUUUGUGCACUGAAACAUGGUACCACUUUACUAGGUUUUAUUUGUUAUUAUUAGUUCAUUAUAUUACUUAACGUGAAUUAACAAUGAACAAUACUUACUUCAUCUUAGUUAAUGUUCAUUUCUGCAUAUAUUAAUGCAUUUAUUAAUGUUAUUAAAUAAAGCCUUAUUGUAAAGUGUUACCCUGUAAUUGUAUACUUGUAGUGUUUCUAUGGAUGUUUUAAGUUAUGACAAUAUUGUGUGUUCUUUUUCUUUUUCUUUUGUUUGAUUUGGCGAAAAGUAACACAUUCUGUCUUAUCACUGUAUUAAAACACCACAUGCACAACAUGUUAAAUAUAUUUUGACAUGACAAAAAGUAUCCAUAUAUUUUAAGGGAGAUGCACUUACUGGAAACGUUUUAAAUAGUCAAUUCUGGUCAUCAGAACACAAUGGGAGAAUGUAAAGACUUGCUGGAUUGGUAAUUUAAUGUUACAGGCCUAAUGCAGUUAUCAUCCAAUCAAUCAUGGAAUUACCAUAAUACAACAAAUACUGUAUAUUAGCAAAUGUAAUGUGAAAUGAUCAUUUAAUGUUGGUCAUAUUAGGGGCCUGUGAUGUUGUGGUUAUGUUGCCAAUUAGUAAGUCAUUAAGUUACCUAAAAAUAUGAAUUGACAAGCAGUCUGUGCUGGUCUGGGAAACGGGUAUCACUUAGUGUCCAGUGGCUGUCCAAAUCCAAAAGGACAAAUCGGCACCUAAAAUUGGGCUUAAAAAGUUGAAGACACCAGAUUUAACUCAAAUUGAGCUCUUUGGGAAAUCUGAGCAUUAUAUGCAUAAACAUAUUAACGCUGGGAUAGAUGACUUUUGAAAACAUUGUCAUUAUAGAUUCAGAUUUUGAGCAGAAUUUGACAUCUUUAUAAUAUGAAUGAACACGAAGGGUAAAAGUCAUGUUAUAUUCACUGGAGUUUGUGCUGUAUGUUUUCUAGGAAAUCUUGAUAUAAUGGACAUGAUCAAGUUUCGGAUGGUUUCCUAUAUAAAGUAAAAGAGGUAGUAGUUACCACGGACUACUGAUUUAGAUCACACGAUAAAGACUCGAGGGUUGAAGUAAAAUACGUAUUUAGAAAGAAAUACAAUUUAGAGGACACGGAUACGCUUUAAGAUUUAUUUUUCUCCCCAGUUUGGAACGCCCAAUUCCCAAUGCGCUCCAAGUCCUCGUGCUGGUGUAGUGACUCGCCUCAAUCCGUGUGGCAGACGACGAAUCUCAGUUUCCUCCACGUCUGAGACCGUCAUUCCGCGCAUCUUAUCACGUGACUUGUUGAGCGCGUUACCAUGGAGACGUAACGCGUGUGGAGGCUUCACGCUGUUCUCCGCGGCAUCCGCGCACAACUCACCACACGCCCCACCGAGAGCGAGAACCACAUUAUAGUGACCACGAGGAGGUUACCCCAUGUGACUGUACCCUCCCUAGCAACCGGGCCAAUUUGGUUGCUAAGGAGCCCUGGCUGGAGUCAAACUUGCCACUCAGCGUCAUAGUGUGAUAGUCAGCAUCAAUACUCGCUGAGAUACACAGACCCUCAAUACUACUUAUGAUUUAAAAAAAAUCAAAAUCAAUGUGAGUCAUUUGUAAAACUGAUGGUAUAGAUGAGUUGAAAUAGAGUGUUUCUGGUUCAUUCUGAGGUGUGCUCAAAGGAUUCUUUAAUUAGCUUAAUGUGUUUGAUUGUGUACACUUCAUUUUGUUCAUUUUGCUAAUUUUGUUCAUUUUGCUAAUUUUGUUCAUUUUGUUCAUUUUGCUCAAUUUUGUUCAUUUUGCUAAUUUUGUUCAUUUUGUUCAUUUUGCUCAUUUUGGUCACUUUGCUCAUUUUGUUCAUUUUGCUCAUUUUGUUCAUUUUGCUAAUUUUGUUCAUUUUGCUCACUUUGCUCAUUUUGUUCAUUUUGCUAAUUUUGUUCAUUUUGCUCAUUUUGUUCAUUUUGCUCAUUUUGUUCAUUUUGCUCACUUUGCUCAUUUUGUUCAUUUUGCUAAUUUUGUUCAUUUUGCUCACUUUGCUCAUUUUGUUCCUUUUGUUCAUUUUGCUAAUUUUGUUCAUUUUGCUCACUUUGCUCAUUUUGUUCAUUUUGCUCAUUUUGUUCAUUUUGCUAAUUUUGUUCAUUUUGCUCAUUUUGUUCAUUUUGUUCAUUUUGCUAAUUUUGUUCAUUUUGCUAAUUUUGUUCAUUUUGCUCAUUUUGUUCAUUUUGCUAAUUUUGCUAAUUUUGUUCACUUUGCUCAUUUUGUUCAUUUUGCUAAUUUUGUUCAUUUUGUUCAUUUUGCUAAUUUUGUUCAUUUUGCUAAUUUUGUUCAUUUUGCUCAUUUUGUUCAUUUUGCUAAUUUUGCUAAUUUUGUUCACUUUGCUCAUUUUGUUCAUUUUGCUAAUUUUGUUCAUUUUGUUCAUUUUGCUAAUUUUGUUCAUUUUGCUAAUUUUGUUCAUUUUGAAAUUAAAAUGCUCUAAUUUGAAAGUAUGCACCAAAAUGUUACGGUGACCGUAUUGUUCAGAGACAAACACUAUUGAAUGUUUCCCUUGAAUGUAAUUUGUGGCACUAAUUAGAAAAUAAAUAAAUAAAAUAGAC
This is a messenger RNA of Xyrauchen texanus (razorback sucker), 7086 nucleotides long. RefSeq names its product synaptopodin 2b (gene synpo2b). The transcript has 4 exons. The coding region runs from base 471 to 2642 and encodes 723 amino acids. NCBI's taxonomy places the organism in Eukaryota, Metazoa, Chordata, Actinopteri, Cypriniformes, Catostomidae. Gene Ontology annotation, cellular component: Z disc; nucleus; actin cytoskeleton. Gene Ontology annotation, biological process: positive regulation of actin filament bundle assembly. Gene Ontology annotation, molecular function: actin binding. The record is from RefSeq and is a predicted model, not a curated record.